This is a messenger RNA of Phragmites australis (common reed), 648 nucleotides long. RefSeq names its product ubiquitin-like-specific protease 1A. Gene Ontology annotation, molecular function: deSUMOylase activity. Gene Ontology annotation, cellular component: nucleus. Gene Ontology annotation, biological process: protein desumoylation. Bases 1 to 594 code for a protein of 197 amino acids. The record is from RefSeq and is a predicted model, not a curated record. The transcript has 6 exons. Lineage: Eukaryota; Viridiplantae; Streptophyta; Magnoliopsida; Poales; Poaceae.
AUGUGCCACAACGUAUUUGCGGAUUUCAAGUGCACCGAACAAGAAGCUCCCACUAUCGAAUCCAUCAAGUUAUCGCCAAUAACUAAAAAGUGGGUGCACAUCGAUGAUGUAAGCAUAAACACAGAAAAUAUGCUGACAGCUUGGCUUAAUGACCAGGUAUUUUUCUCAAUUAAUAUCAAGAACAAGCACUGGUACUUAUGUGUUGUCAACGCCGACCUACGUACCAUUGAAAUACUGGACUCAUUUGGGCCUAGACAAGAUCUCUCCUUAGUCACUGCAACGCUCGUAGGGUUGAAGAUCUAUUUAGACAUCUCAGUACAGGAACUAGGAUCGCAACCCAAUAGGUGGAGGGACAACAAGGUCACAACUUGGCUAGUCAAAAAUGAAGUGGACAUGCCAAUGCAAGAGGAUGAUUCCUCGUGCGGAUUGUUCACGCUCAAAUUCAUGGAAUGUUGGACAGGAUUCAGUCUACGCCCCACAUUUACACAGGAGGAUAUAAUCAAUUUCAGACUUAAACUAGCGGCCAUUUUAGUGCAUUCUCCCCUUAACAAGGUAGAAGAAAGCCCUGGGUCAGGAUCAAAUGAAGAGCAGUGAAAUAAUGACUGCCAAGGUGAAGAUGGAGACAUGCAAAUAGUUUAAGACCAAAAG